AUGCAGACUACCAGAGCUCUGAACAACUGGAUAUUCUGCCCCUUUUUCAGGUCUCCACAUGACAAAACAAAGCCUCAGGGAACUAGGCCAGUUAAAUUUGAGAAAGGAAUCGCUGAGGAUAGCUAUGAGAGUUUGAAUGCAGCUGGGCAAUCCAGAUUUAUUCUCGAGAACCUUCUGCAUUACGCAGCCCGUCCGAAUUUGGCCUCGUACUAUGAGCCUUCGAAGCCCACCGCACUGCAGAAACUCAUGGCUCGAAACAGGAAACUUUUAAGCUUCAUGCUUAAGGUCACGGAGUAUGAUCAGGAUAAGACGUUACUGAUCAUGACCAACAACCCACCUCCCUGCCUAGUGGACCAGCAAGGCAAGGACAUGACACCAUUAUACUUUUCCAAGGAGUUACUGCUCAAGGAAAGUUAUCACCACAAACCCACUGAGAACUCCUGCCUACCCCUGAUGUUUCAGAAAGGAAAGUUAAGAUCUGGGCUGAAACCAAUCUUUACUCUGACACUUUUGGAGGACCCUACAUCCAAGCGAGAACAAUGGUUUAGGUUUUCCACCAACAAUGAUUUCAAGAGUGAAGGGACGUAUUCAAUGGUCUGCACUUUGAGGAAACAGAAAAAUAUGUACCCUCAGCUCACCUUUGCUCCCUUUUGUAAAGAUGUCCCCAAGAAGUCAGAAAGUGACACGCCGACUUCCAAGAUGAAGUGGGAACCACUAACCCUUUCAUCGCUCCUGAAAGAGAAGCCCACCAGAACCGCGCCAGGGGAGAGCGCCUUCCGCAACGGAAGGGCCCAGCAGUGGGUCAUGAAAAACGCCACUGUCAUUAAGUAA
Hipposideros armiger (great roundleaf bat) is the source of this 831-nucleotide messenger RNA. RefSeq names its product testis specific 13 (gene TSGA13). The record is from RefSeq and is a predicted model, not a curated record. Lineage: Eukaryota; Metazoa; Chordata; Mammalia; Chiroptera; Hipposideridae. The transcript has 6 exons. The coding region runs from base 1 to 831 and encodes 276 amino acids.